This is a messenger RNA of Poeciliopsis prolifica (blackstripe livebearer), 1328 nucleotides long. RefSeq names its product FRA10A associated CGG repeat 1 (gene fra10ac1). The transcript is spliced from 13 exons. Lineage: Eukaryota; Metazoa; Chordata; Actinopteri; Cyprinodontiformes; Poeciliidae. The coding region runs from base 91 to 1212 and encodes 373 amino acids. The record is from RefSeq and is a predicted model, not a curated record. Gene Ontology annotation, molecular function: phosphatase activity. Gene Ontology annotation, biological process: dephosphorylation.
GCGACUUCUCUGAAAUGUCAUCCUCCAUCGACGAUCUUUUCACAUUGUAAACAUUUGAACAGAGGGAUCAGAGAGCGAGCAAAGAAACUCAUGGAGAAUCUUGUGAAGAUUCAUGGAGCUGGUGGCUAUGACUCCGACUUCAGUGAUGAUGAUGGAGAGGGAGACUCCUCGGAGAAAGCGAGAGAGAGGAAACGUGAGGCGGAAAUCUUACAGAAGCCAUUUGAAAAAGGUCGGCACUCCAAUGUGGCUCACCGAAGCUUACACUUGUGUGAAGUCGACAGAGAGGAAGCCAGAAACAGAAGAGCCCAUCUGAUUUCAAUGAAUGCUUUUGAGCGGCACAAGAAGUUUGUCGGUGACUACAUUUUGUAUUACGGUGGACAGAUGGCUGACUUCAGACGCUCUGCAGCUAAAGACAAAACCGAUCUGGACGUGCUGCGUGAAAAUCACCGGUUCCUCUGGAGGGAUGAGGAUGAGGAUGACAUGACAUGGGAAAAAGAAAUUGCCAAGAAGUAUUACGACAAGCUAUUUAAGGAGUACUGCAUUGCAGAUCUCAGCAGGUACAAGGAGAACAAGUUUGGAUUUCGCUGGCGAACAGAAAAUGAAGUUGUUUCCGGAAAAGGUCAGUUCCAGUGUGGGAAUAAACACUGUGGAAAAGAGGAAGGCCUGAAAAGCUGGGAGGUGAAUUUUGCCUACGUGGAACACGGGGAGAAGAGGAACGCUUUGGUCAAACUCAGACUCUGUCCCGAAUGCUCGUUCAAACUCAACUUCCAUCACAAGAGAAAGGAGGUGAAAGUGAAGAGAAAAAGAAAGAUCUCCGAGGAGAACGAAGAACCAACAAAGAAGAAGAAAAAGAAGAGGAGGAAAUCCUCGUCUCUUUCUAAAAAACACAGACACAAGAAGCAGAAAAGUACUGCUUCUCCACAAUUUAGCUGCUGUUUGAUGAAUUUACGAUUCACAAACAGCUUUGCUUACAUUCGAUUUGAUUUUUGUUUUAUUGAAAGUUUACUUCUCUAUUUGGCAUUUUCCACAGACCGCUCUACCUCCUCCAGCAGUUCGGAGUCAGAGGCGCAAAACUCUGAUAAAGACAGUGAAGCUGGGAAUGAACCAGACAGCCAAUCAGAAGCUGACCACUGGCGAGGCCCCGCCCCUGCUGUGGAGGAAAAAUCAAGGGAGGAAGAGUUUGAUGACUACUUUGAAGACAUGUUUCUUUGAAUCUGCUGGUAUCAGCGGCAACCCUGCUGUGACUACACUUCCUUUUGUAUCCCACUGAUAUUAAGUAUGUUCUAUUUGGGUCUUGCGUGCAUGAAAUAAACAUAAUGUUUACCCUG